CCGCGCGCUGCCCCACCACUUCAGACGCCCGCAUUGUUCAGCCAGUCGCUCUGGUUUCGCCGCUUUGGGUUGGUCCUGCGUCCUCUUCAGGUCCCAGCCCCUCCCGAAAGCUGGGCGAGGGGACUGUGCCUGGCUGUGAGCUCUCUGCGGUCCUCGGGUGCAGGCCACCAUGAGCAAACGGAAGGCGCCGCAGGAGACGCUCAACGGGGGCAUCACCGACAUGCUCACAGAACUCGCAAACUUUGAGAAGAACGUGAACCAGGCUAUCCACAAGUACAAUGCCUACAGAAAAGCAGCAUCUGUGAUAGCAAAGUACCCACACAAAAUAAAGAGUGGAGCAGAAGCUAAGAAACUGCCUGGAGUAGGAACAAAAAUUGCUGAAAAGAUUGAUGAGUUUUUAGCUACUGGAAAAUUGCGUAAACUGGAAAAGAUUCGGCAGGAUGAUACGAGUUCAUCCAUCAAUUUCCUGACUCGAGUUAGUGGCAUUGGUCCAUCUGCUGCAAGGAAGUUUGUAGAUGAAGGAAUUAAGACAUUAGAAGAUCUCAGAAAAAAUGAAGAUAAAUUGAACCAUCAUCAGCGAAUUGGGCUAAAGUAUUUUGAGGACUUUGAGAAAAGAAUUCCUCGUGAAGAGAUGUUACAAAUGCAAGAUAUUGUACUAAGUGAAGUUGAAAAAGUGGAUUCUGAAUACAUUGCUACAGUCUGUGGCAGUUUCAGAAGAGGUGCAGAGUCCAGCGGCGACAUGGAUGUUCUUCUGACCCAUCCAAGCUUUACCUCUGAGUCAACCAAACAGCCAAAGCUGUUACAUCGUGUUGUGGAGCAGUUACAAAAGGUCCGUUUUAUUACAGACACUCUGUCAAAAGGGGAAACAAAGUUCAUGGGUGUUUGCCAGCUUCCCAGUAAAAAUGAUGAAAAGGAAUAUCCACACAGGAGAAUUGAUAUCAGGUUGAUACCCAAGGACCAGUAUUACUGUGGUGUCCUCUAUUUCACUGGGAGUGAUAUUUUCAAUAAGAAUAUGAGAGCUCAUGCUGUAGAAAAAGGCUUCACAAUCAAUGAAUACACAAUCCGUCCCUUGGGAGUCACUGGAGUUGCUGGAGAGCCGCUGCCCGUGGAUAGUGAGAAGGACAUCUUUGACUACAUCCAGUGGAAAUACCGAGAACCCAAGGAUCGAAGUGAAUGAGGCCCAUCCUCCCCGGCACAGCCCAAUAGGUCUUAAUUUAUUUCUUAACCUUUGCUACGUAAGGGUCUGUGGUGUUUUUAAAUAAUUGUUUCUUCAUGCUGUAGCUUGCAUUAGUCAAUAAAACCUCUUGUACUAUUGUCA
Balaenoptera ricei (Rice's whale) is the source of this 1318-nucleotide messenger RNA. RefSeq names its product DNA polymerase beta (gene POLB). The record is from RefSeq and is a predicted model, not a curated record. Gene Ontology annotation, molecular function: DNA binding; DNA-directed DNA polymerase activity. The transcript is spliced from 14 exons. Gene Ontology annotation, biological process: double-strand break repair via nonhomologous end joining. Bases 170 to 1177 code for a protein of 335 amino acids. Gene Ontology annotation, cellular component: nucleus. NCBI's taxonomy places the organism in Eukaryota, Metazoa, Chordata, Mammalia, Artiodactyla, Balaenopteridae.